Mustela lutreola (European mink) is the source of this 10530-nucleotide messenger RNA. RefSeq names its product N-acetylated alpha-linked acidic dipeptidase like 2 (gene NAALADL2). The coding region runs from base 644 to 2977 and encodes 777 amino acids. The record is from RefSeq and is a predicted model, not a curated record. The transcript has 18 exons. NCBI's taxonomy places the organism in Eukaryota, Metazoa, Chordata, Mammalia, Carnivora, Mustelidae.
GGCCGCAGCUCGGGGGCGAGGGCUCGCGCCGCGGCUCGCGCGCUCUCCUCCCGCUUUACGGCUGCUGAAAACCCGGCCCGCGCCCGGCAGCCGUACCGCAGACGAGCCCGCGCCCGCGCCCGCGCCGCUCAGAUCUCCCAGCUGGACAUUGGAAAUAACUUUUGAUGGUUUAGGUCUUCACUCAUUUGACCCCAGAUCCAUUCUCCUCUCCGCAUGCUCUGUAUCCUAAGAGACUGAGCUUAAGGAACUGCAUCAUCUGCUCACUAGCCUUCUCGCUCUGCUGGGUUCAGCCAGUGGAAAAGGGAAGCAAGAAUUUGGGGAAAUGCUGUCUAGUUACUACCUUCCACAAAGAUUGGUGGUGAUUUUCCUUUUUCUACUCACACACUAUCAUGGAAAGUGUUAUCUGGCCACAUGUGAGGCUCAGAGCUGGGGGAUAUACAUGUUAUAACAAAUCCUUGAUUAACAGAGGCCCAUACUGAGCUGCAGUCUGCUCUCCUGUGUCCCUGCUGAGAAUUAUUGUGCAAAGGAAAUGAGCUUUGACUGUUGGGGACCUGGAUGAAGAGCUCUGGGUUCAACUUGUUCGAGUCCAGUAGCCUACAAAGACCGUCUGGUUGCACAAGGAUCAUUCAAUUGAAGUAAAAAGAUGGCCUAUCAGAAGGUGAAUGCAGAUCAAAGAGCACCAGGGCAUUCACAGUACUUAGACAAUGAUGACCUUCAAGCCACUGCCCUAGACUUAGAAUGGGACAUGGAAAAGGAACUGGAGGAGCCUGGUUUUGACCAGUUCCAACUAGAUAGUGCUGAGAAUCAGAACCUGGAGAAUCCAGAGACUGCAGAUCUCAAUCUUGAUUCCAUUCAACCAGCAACUUCACCCAAAGGAAGGUUUCAGAGACUUCAAGAAGAGUCUGACUAUGUUACCCGUUACACAAGAUCUGCACCAAAGAGCAACUCCUGCAACUUCUGCCGCCUUUUAAAAGUACUUUGCACAGCCAUCAUUUUAUUUAUUUUGGGGAUUUUGAUAGGCUAUUAUGCACAUAAAAAAUGUCCUUCAAAUGCUACAUCUUCAGCAACGCUUGAUCUUCAGUUAUACCAAGAGAUUCUCGAGACAAUCCAAGCAGAAGAUAUUAAAAAGUCUUUCAGAAAUUUGGUACAACUGUAUAAAAGUGAAGAUGACACAGAAAUUUCAAAGAAGAUUAAAACCCACUGGACUUCUUUGGGCCUAGAAGAUGUACAGUUUGCAAAUUACUCUGUGCUGCUUAAUCUGGCAGGCCCUUCUGCCAGCUCCGUGACUCUGCGCAGCAGCAGCCAAUGCUUUCAUCCUAAUGGCCAGCCCUGCAGUGAAGAAGCCAGAACCCAUAGCAGCCAAGAUCUGCUCUACUCAUAUGCAGCCUACUCUGCCAAAGGAACUCUCGAGGCUGAAGUCAUUGAUGUGAGUUAUGGAAAUGCAGAUGAUUUAAAAAGGAUUCAAAAAAUGAAAAAUACAACGAAUAAGAUUGCACUCCUGAAAUUAGGAAAAUUGCCAUUACUUUAUAAGCUUUCCUUAUUAGAAAAGGCUGGAUUUGGUGGUGUUCUUCUAUAUAUUGACCCAUGUGAUUUACCAAAGACUGCAAAUCUUAGCCAUGAUACCUUCAUGGUGUCACUGAACCCAGGAGGGGACCCUUCAACGCCUGGUUAUCCAAGUGUGGAUGGAAGCUUUAGACAGAACCGAUCAAACCUCACGUCUCUGCUGGUUCAGCCCAUCUCGGCGUCUCUCGUUGAGAAACUGAUAUCUUCUCCAAACAGCAGAACCCAAACUGGUGUCUGUAGCCCUCUAGAACUUCCAAAUAAUGAUGAAAGAAUUGUCAACAUGCAAGUUCAGACAGUUACAGAAUUCAAAACAGUGACUAAUGUUGUUGGAUAUUUAAAGGGCUUGACAUCUCCAGACCGGUAUAUCAUAGUUGGCAGCCACCAUCAAAGUGCAUACGGUUCUUAUGGACAAGAAUGGGCCAGCAGCACUGCUGUAAUCACUGCUUUUAUCCGGGCCUUGAUGUUAAAAGUUAAGAAAGGGUGGAGACCAGACCGCACGAUUGUUUUCUGUUCAUGGGGAGGAACAGCUUUUGGCAAUAUUGGCUCAUAUGAAUGGGGAGAGGAUUUCAGGAAAGUUCUACAGAGAAAUGUCGUGGCUUAUGUUAGUCUCCAUAGUCCCAUAAGGGGUAACUCAAGUCUACAUUCCAUAGCCUCACCAUCUCUUCGGCAACUGGUAAUAGAGAAAAAUCAUUUCAACUGUUCCAGAAGAGCUAACUGCCAAGAAACUAACGUCAGUUCCGUACAGAUACAAGGUGAUGCUGAUUAUUUCAUCAACCAUCUUGGAGUUCCCACCGUGCAGUUUGCCUUUGAGGACAUCAAAGCAUUAGAGGGUCCAAGUUUUCUCUCUGAGGCCCUUUUCCCUAAACGUGCAAGAAAAAUUGAAGAAAUGGAUCCUUUUUUCAACCUUCAUGAAGCCAUUACCAAGCUCUCAGGAGAAGUGAUUUUGCAAAUUGCCAAUGAACCAGUUCUGCCCUUUAAUGCUCUCGAUGUAGCUUUAGAAGUUCAAAACAGCCUUAAAGGUGAUCAACCCAACACUCAACUGCUAGCUCUGGCCUCACGCCUGCGGGAGAGUGCUGAACUCUUCCAGUCAGAUGAGAUGCGUCCUGCUAAUGAUCCCAAGGAAAGAAUUCCCAUCCGUGUCCGAAUGCUGAAUGACAUUCUCCAAGACAUGGAGAAAAACUUCCUGGUACAGCAAGUGCCACCAGGUUUUUAUAGAAAUAUCCUGUACCACCUUGAUGAGAAGACAAGCCAGUUUUCAAUCCUCCUGGAGGCACAGGAGCGCUGCCAUUUACUGGCCUCAAAUGAGAGCCUUCAAGAAGCCCUGUCCGAGGUGCUGAACAGCAUUAAUUCGGCUCAGGUUUACUUCAAAGCAGGACUUGAUGUGUUCGAGGAUGUCUUGGCUGGAAAGAACUGAGUAAACUCUCAGCAUUUUAAAAAGUUUGUUUACAAUUCCUCAAGCAAAAGCUCUAAUCUAACCGGAUUUUCUGACAUUGAAGACUUUCCCCCCAGUGACUUUUUAUACAAGUCUAAAGCUAUUAUGACAUCGUGUUUUUAAAUGUACAUAUAAAAGAGCAUUUUGCACAUUUAAUAUUUUCUUAUAUCGACAUCUCUGAAUAUGUCAAAGCAAGUUAUUGAAAUAAUCCUUAAGAUUUAUCUAUUAAAAAGAAAUCUGCUGUAUUUUUGUAUAUAUAAAAUAUGUGGGGGGAAAGUUCUAAGAUGUUCUGGACAAUCUUCACUCCUAGGGAUAAAACAUAUAGGAAUGGAAGUUAAAACAUAUAGGAAUGGAAGCUAUUAAUGACCUAGUUUCUGAAUAGAAAUGGAGAGUUGAUAUGAUUUCAGAUUAACUUCACCUAGUAAGUAUUCAAUAUGAAGAAUUCAAGUAUUCCGACUGACUGAUUGGUCGACCAAAACCACUUUGAAUGUUUCUAUUUUAUGAAAUGAAGUGCCUGUUCGUAAUACAACUAGAUGUAGUAAUACACUGGUUAUGAAAUUGUAUUUUUUAAGUAUUAAUGAAAAAAAAAGAGCCAUAAACAUUCCAGGGGAAAAUCUCAAAGUAGUUGCACAGAGCAAUUUAAAUGCAAAUUUUUUCCUAACAACUUAUAAGGUGACUAGCUUUGAAACCCCUAAUUUGCUUCACUUGAUUUUGUACAAAUUUCAGGAGUGAUAUAUGUCUUAUGAGGGAGAAAAUAUUUCUGAUUUCUUCUGUUGGUUCUGUUGGAAGCACUGAAACCCAGCUACUCUAAAAUGAAAGCAUUCUGCAUCGCUAUUCCUUCUUGUAUUUUUUUUUUCUGAACCUCCUUCCUGUAAGGCGGUUUUAACAGAAAACCAUGUAAUUUCCACAGGAAAGUAGCAAAGUUUCUCUUUGAAAACCCAAACUAUCUUGAAAAGCAUCAAAUUGCUAUUUCUGCCACUGACAAAAAGGACUUACAAUGAAAGAAAUAGUUGUUUGAUCAAUGGAAAACUUCUUAAUUCUGUGAAGAGGCUUUUGAUAUUUUUCCUUCUUUAUCCUUCAUUGUGACUAAGAUGAAAGUGUAGCAAAUAUUCAUGCUUCUAAUUUUAUGCAGGAAAUACAGUGUUACUACAAGAGUGUGUCUUUCCCACACUUCAGUUUUCUCCUGUGGAAAAUGAAGUUUUUCAUACUGACAUUGUCAUGAAAUGGCCCCAGCAUCCACUGUUUCCUCAAAAGCCCAACAUUCUGUCUGUUCAGUGACAGUUUGAACUUUGAGCUUUAUCCUUAGAAAUGUUCUUUUGCUAUUGAAUAAAGCAAUUCCCCUUAGGAAAUGUACCCUCAGUAUAUUUUAUGUGAAUUGUCUCCACCUAACACAACACCCAGACACACUUCCCUUUGUAGAUACUCCACCAGAGCAACAUUACAGCCAAUGCUUGUAUGUCAAAGUCUCCAGUUUUUAUGGAUAAGUGUAAACCUACUCUUGGUUUAAAGAAAAGCUACAGCUGAGGGGAAAGAAUUAAUCAGUAUUGAUUAAUUGAUUUAUAAGGGUCAGCUGUUCCUAUCAUACAUAAUGCUGAUAUGCUCAAGGCAAAGAGGAGAGUUGAUGCAAUUAGCUGGAUAAUUCAAGCAGAAAUCCAUUUUCCUAUGAAUUGCCUGUGUGCGCAUAUUUCUAAGUGACAAAUGAAACUACCUUACACCUUUUUUUUGAAACCAGUGUGCUUGUUUGAAAAUAUCUCCUAUGUUGAAGUAUCUACAAGGAAAAGCUAAGAGGAUCAGCUUCUUGCGUGCCUCAGUGUCAGUGUCCUGAUUUCUCUUCCACAGAAAUCAAUAGCAGAACAGAGGGGAAAGACACACACAAACACUGUUCAGGGCCAAAUAAGAGAAUGCUUUCUACCGAAGGAUCCUCCAUAUUUAAUCAAGCUUUCAUGUGUUCCUUCUAGUUCUUUGUUAUAGUUGAAGUUAAUGUAAACCAAAAGACAUUUUGAAGAUGGAGCUGAAUUUAAGGCAAGCAAAAGAAAAUAAUCAUUAGUUUGGUAGUUUAUUAUUUGAAAGCAAAAUCCUAAGGAAACUCACUCCCUUAAUUGGUAAGACUGUCGAGAGCACAAAAUACAUGUUUGUACGUUUUGUCUAAAGAUUAUAUACCUACGUAAACCACAUUGCAUAGAUAAAAAUCUCAAUAUUAUGUAUUCUCCCUUCUAGAUUAUAUAUUUGCUAUUUGAAAAAAAAAAGCUAAAAUUAACUAUGUACUAGUGUGUUUUUAUUAGUCUAUUUAAGAGAUUAUGUGAAGAAAGUAAAUUAUAAUUAAAACGGAUGUCCACUAAUUCUAUAGAUGCUGCUUUAGAUCUUCGACUACAACAAACCUCUUAACUAGAACAUCACUGCUAUGGUGUUCCUCUAAAUUUAUAUCAUUUUAAUUUUUUUCCUUAACAAAUCCAAGUAAAUAAAAUCCUAUGCAAAUUAAUUACAAGUGUUUUUGGUGAAUUGAUAGUAGGUUCAAACUGUUGCGGAGAUAUCUGGGUGGCUGGUAUUUCUCGCAAUCCUUCGCUUAUAGAAUGGUGCCAGGGCACAAUGAGUCACAAAUGGUUACUCUCCCAAGAAAAUAUGGCAUACAUUCACCACUUAAAUUUGGGUUCAAGAAAGGUAUGCUUGAGCUAAUGCCCUUUUUGGAAAAGCGGAAGGUGCAUGAAAAGAAAGCCUGAGACAUUCUGUCUAAGCACUAGGGAAUUACCUUUAGCCAGGGAGCAAUGUCACUCUCAUCAGAGGCAGUGCGUGAAGCCAGUGAUUAGCAACAUAAUAUAGUCCAUGGGUUAGUUAGUAGCAAAAACACUAAACUAAAAAACACUGGAAUUUAAGUUUCUCUGCUUUUUCACGCAAUAUGUCUAGUUCUCUUCCCUGAGGUGCGAGAGCUACAAAUGUGUUUUGUUUUUUUGUUUUGUUUUGUUUUGUUUUUCCAGUGUGUUCUAUGUAACUAGCAAUUUAACCAGAGGCUAUAUGGGAUGGAAUCACUGCUUUUAAUUAACGGUUCAUUCACUCUAUGACUGUAGACGGAACUGUCUAUAGUUCCCUGUCCCCACAGGGAACCCAGGAAAAGGACACCAAGACUGGGUACUUGGGAGAAAUGGAGAGAGUCUCUACAUGACACCAGGAAGGAGAACAUUGAGUAAAAUGCUUCUCAGAGAGGAUGUUUUAGCUUUGUAUUAAAUUAGCAGUCUAAAUCAGUAUUUCCCAAAAUAUGGAUUUGGAGGAGUAAGGCCGAGGAAUGCUCAUCUUUAGCAAGAUUACUCAGAUAAUAUUCAAGUACACUGAAUUUUAAGUUUAAGAACCUCUAAUCUACACUGAUCCUGGGUCUUGAGAAACAUUACUUGGUAAUAUAUGUAAAUAAAGAGUCACGAUAACAGGAAGGACCCAAAACUUUGCUGUUAAUGGCAACAUUAGAAGAGACAGAGAGAAACCAUUGCAUCUCUCAAAAAAAAAAAAAAAAAAAAAAAAGAUGCAGACACAGCUAACAUCUGUGCCUACUACAUGUCAGGCAGUAUUAUAGACUUUCUCACAUAUUUGUUUCUUCUAACUGAACCCCCACAGUAACCCAUUUUAGAAAUGAAGACAUUUGGUUGAGCGACUUGUCCAAAAUUCCACAGCUAAUAAAAAUGGCUGAGGUGUCUCCAUGCUGGGUUCUCUGGUAUUCAGUCCCGUGUUCCUCACACUGAGUGCUGCAGAAAACAUCAGAAGAAUUUUUUGGUUAUAGAACGUGAUGUAACUGAAAAUUUUAGUGUAUUUCUGCACAACUGAUCAGACUGUGUAGCCUGCCAUUUUACUAGUUUAAUUAAAGAGUUUGGAGAAACAAAUUACAUCAUUCCCUAUGAUGUUGGCCCACCCUAGCAAUGGUGGGCGUGUGUAGCUAAAUUAGAAGCUAUCUAUAAAAGCAUUAAAAAUAAGUGUACCAUUGUAAAAUAUCAUGGUAACUAGAUGAAACAACAUAAAAAGAGACGAGGAGCCACAUAUUUCACAAUUUCCUCCUCAAAAUGCCUGUAUAAUUUUGCUGAAAAAGAAGAAAAGCAGGUGCUGUGAUUUACAACCACAGUUUUAUACCAUCCUUAAAGAUUCAGAAAAACUGGGGCACCUGGGUGGCUCAGUGGGUUAAGCUGCUGCCUUCGGCUCAGGUCAUGAUCUCGGGGUCCUGGGAUCGAGUCCCGCAUUGGGCUCUCUGCUCAGCGGGGAGCCUGCUUCCUCCUCUCUCUCUGCCUGCCUCUCUGCCUACUUGUGAUCUCUCUCUGUCAAAUAAAUAAAUAAAAUCUUAAUACAAAAACACCUGUAAAAGAUUCAGAAAAACUAAUUGACUUUUUAAAAUACACACACACACACACACACACACACACACACACACACGGCAUACAGUAGAUUUCCCCACUGAAAAAAUAGGUGCAUGAAAAUAAAAUAAACAAUGAUCUGUUACCAUCUGCCUAAUAAUAAAUCAGCAACUUUGCCUCCAAUGAAAAACUAUAAUUAUUUGCACAAUAAAUUAGUAGACCUAGCCAAAAAUGUUCUCAAGAGACAUUCUGUGGAAUGUGUAAUUAAUUACUCCAAAAAUUAAGCUUUCUCUGAGGGUAGCAUAUUGUCAUCUCAUUGGUUUAAUAGGCUACUAUUAGCCACACAUUCUCCUAGUAGAAAAGAAUUAUUUUAAACUGCCAAUCCACGUGUUGAGUGGAAGGGAAAUGGAUCCACAUAUUCCAAUAAAUAUAUCAGCAACAUAACUGUUCCAUCACAAGAUCAUGAAUGUAACCCAAGGGAAAGCUAAACAAACAAUGUGCUAUUUGAGAAAAGAAAUACUCUGCCUAGUUUCUAGUGAAUUGGUAUUUCUUGCAUAAAUUUAAAUUGUGGGCUUAAAACAGCCUCAGAAUCUGCUAUUCUGAAAGAUGUUUAAAACCACUUAUAAAUACUUUUCAGUUAAGUGAGUUUUAUGCAAUUCAGAAUUACAUGUGGGGGCGCCUGGGUGGCUCAGUCAGUUAAAGCCUCUGCCUUCUGCACGGGUCCUGGAUCAAGUCCCGCAUCGGGCUCUCUGCUCAGCAGGGAGCCUGCUUUCCUCCCUCUCUCUCUCUGCCUACCUCUCUGCCUACUUGUGAUCUCUGUGUGUCAAACAAAUAAAUAAAAUCUUUAAAAAAAAAAAAGAAUUACAGGUGACAAGAACUUGAAAGGACAGUUGGAAAAGAAAUCUUUAAAAUGUAGCCUUUUCUGGUCAUCACAUUAUUCACCCAAUUUCCUGUUUUCUCUUUCUAGAUAUACUCUAGCAAUGGGAUUAGAGUAUUUAGGAUCUAUUCAUCUCAAUAUAUAUUUAUCUGUUAAUCAGCCAGAACUUUAUUUCCAUAGUUUCAGGGUAUACAUUUCCAUUCUAUUUUGAACGUAUACACUGACGUGACUUUAGCAUACUUGGGAGUGCUAAGAAGCUUGAGACCUUGCUUAUUAUGAGAUGACAUUUUUUGUAAAGACAUUUAUAAUCUCAUAUUCAGAUUGUAUCUAAAUUUACAAAGCAAGGGAUUAAACUGAGGAACUUUUAGGUAGCAUUCAAGAAAAAGGAGCUACUUCAAAUUUUAAUAUGCUUCUGGUUAGAUUACUCCAUGUUUGGAUUACAUAGUUAUAUAAUUUUCUGUAACCAAAAUGGUAAUUUUGAGGUUUUCAGCCAAAACCCAAUCACUGAAGCCAAGGAAAUGCAUAGCUACUCUAAUUUCUUAAGCAGGAUGCUGUCAAGAAUUAAUUCAGGAACAGUUAAUCCAGUGCUCACAUCUAGACAAUGUUUUAAUGAGUAUAGACAGAGCCUAACAGUAUUGCCUCUACUUCCUUUGAUGUAAGCCAAUAACCACUGAGGUAGCUUUUCUCAGAAGGAAACAUUUUAUUUCCCAGGGGCUAAUUAAUAUGCACCACCUCAGUCCCCAGAGAACUACACAGGUGUCUGUACUAUGCCAUAUGUUAUGUGCUAUAUUCCAGCAAGCUCAAGAGAUUAAUAUACAAUCAUUAUUAUGAAUUAUUAUGUUGCAUUGAAGUUAAUGUCGGACUUUUGUUCUAAUUAAAGUACAAACUUGGCAUCUGAAUAGAAUCUUAGCUAGAGAAGUGAAGUUAGAGUCUCUGUUUUAAUGAACUACAUAUAUUUUUCAAUCAAAAUGUGUAAUUAUUUAAUUAUCUGGUCUGCUCAGUAAGUAUAUAAUUCUUUCUUUAAAGAAUCUUAGUCAGUAUGUUAUUAUGCAGAUGAACAUUCUCAGAGUGUUUCAUCUUUUGAAAUUCUUAGCCAUUGUCAAGUCAUGCUUUCAUUAUAUUUGCGGUACUGUUUUAUUCCUAUUAAUAAUUAUUAUUUCUGGGGCGCCUGGGUGGCUCAGUGGGUUAAUCCCAUUGCCUCUGCCUUCGGCUCGGGUCAUGAUCCCAGGGUCCUGGGAUCGAGCCCCGCAUCGGGCUCUCUGCUCCGUGGAGAGCCUGCUUCCUCCUGUCUCUCUGCCUGCCUCUCUGCCUACUUGUCAUCUCUGUCUAUCAAAUAAAUAAAUAAAACCUUAAAAAAAAAAAAAGAAUAAUUAUUAUUUCUUUAUCUUUACAUCAGGCUGCUGCACAUGGACUACCUUACUCUGAAAGUCAGGAAAAUAAUGUGAUUACAAAGGCAGUUUUAUCAUACCUGUUUAAUAAGAAAACACACAAACAAGCAAACAAAAUAUUUUACCAUACCAUUGCAAAUUGUCUGUAGGAAGCAAAAUAUCCAGUUGGUUAAGUGUAGCUCAUUUAAUUAUAUUCCAAAGAGGUUAUAAAUAAUUCCAUUUAGAAGUUGAGAUAAGACUCUAUUAGGUAAUUUAGUGUUUACAUUUCACACAGAAAGGUUUAGUGGCAAAUAUAUCACACACAUUUUAACUUGUUACUUGAAGAAUAUGGGUAGACUAUAUUCAGAAAAGAAAAAAAAAAGACUUCUAGGACACUUUGAAGGGCUAGUUUGUUUUUGCAGACCUCUAGAAAAAUCAGCACAUUAUUUUGAUAAUUGUUUCCUAUAUGUGUUUAAAAUGUUAAUAUAUGCCAUACAUUUUUAAUCAUGCCUUCAGUGUAGCAAAAUUUAGAUAUGUAAAAUACUAUCAUAAAUAAAAUGUCUCAAUUGCAAAAAAUUGUAAAAAAACAGUAAAGUAAUACGGACUUUAAGAACAGUGAAGAGCAGGGUAAGAUUUAGAAAUUAACUUGGGAUAAAGUUGGAGGACAAUCUCUUCAAUUAAAUUUGCUUGGAUUAAAAACAAGUAUCUCUCAAGGGGUAUCUCAAUUACUAAAUUGCACUAAACUAUUAUAGUACUGAAUAUUGUUCAAAAUAAUUUGAUUGUCAUGUGUGAUUCAGAAAUCUUCAUACAGAAAUUUCAUUGUCAUUGUCUUUGCUGUGACUGAUUUUUAUUGAUGUUGAUUUUGAUGACAAUGUCUGUGAUUUUUAAAAAUUACUAUAUAGGUUGAAAUUUCUAAUUUCUAUGAUGUGUGGAUGCCCAUCAGGAACUUAGUGCUUUCUAUAUUUA